AUGGUCACCCCUGAGGAAGCCUUGAGAGCUUCUGGACUCUUCAGUUGGUUCCUGGUGGCAAUGAGCAGAGUGCAGGGAGGUGAGCUCUGCGACAUGGCCAGUGGCAAGACCCCCCGGCCCAUGAGGUCCUCCAGAAGGGCGGAUGGAUUCCAGAGCAGAGUGGUAGCAUCUCGUAAUCCCAAGCUGGUCAGAGAGGCACAAGAGUCUCUCAGCAGCAAGCAAAGGCUGGCGAGGCCUCGGGAGAUGAGGCGGCCCCGGACUGCCCAGCUUCGGGACAUGGGUGAAGUCUGCCAUCAAAAGUUCUCAGCCGUUGAUCGGGACCAGAGGUCGUUCCAGCCUUUCCCAUCCGAGGUGGUGUUUGAGAACUACAUUCCCCACCAGUUCUACAUAGCGUCGCUAGCUCUGAGGAACAAAGACAGGGUUCCUCGUCUGCUGAACGUCAUCCUGGGGAACUCUCCUUACUUUGAGUUGAUCAGCCCGAGUGAUGAGGACUAUAAGGUAGCCCCGGGCACGUCUUCAACCUACCGCAUCCUUUUCCGACCUGAUGAGAACAAGGAUUAUUUUGAGGAGCUUAUCAUCAUCACAGAGAGGGAGAAGUUCUUUGUGCCUAUCCGAGCCAUAGGUGCCCGAGCCAGCCUGGACUUCCCUGAGCAGCUGAACUUCUCCGAGUGUCCAGUCAGGUUCAGCACCCAGAAGACUCUGCUGGUGCGCAACGUGGGGAAGCGGGAGGCUUGCUACAGCAUCACCACUCUGAGCCCUUUCUCUGUGGAUCCCUCCAUUGGGACUCUUGGCGUUGGAGAAGCGAUGCAAGUCACGGUGGAAUUUCACCCACCAAAGACCGGUGUUUAUACAAGUCCCAUGAUUGUUCACUAUGACACAGGUGAAGAUGUUCACAAAAGCCUCUGUGGAACAGCUGUAAAUGCUGACAUCAGGCUUGACAAGAGCUCCUUGACAGUUGAGAAGACUUCCCUCACGCUGUCAAAGCAAAGUUCCCUGGUCAUCCACAACCAGAGUGGCAUCACGGCCCACUUCCAGUGGAAGCGUUUUGUUGAUGAGGAAGAGGAGGAGCGGCAGAAGCUGAGGCUGCAGAGGCAGGAAGAGGACAAGCUGGUUGAUGUUCCUAAGGAGCACGGGGUGGUCCCCCCUCUCAGAGAACACCCUUCCCUUCCCAUCUGCACCUCCCAGAACCAGGGGACAGAGGUGCAGGGAGACUCCACACCUUUCUGCAGUGAUAUUUUCACCAUUGUGCCCAUGGAGGGAGAUAUCUUGCCAAAUUCUUCACUUGAAAUCAAUGUGAUCUUUAAGCCCAAAGAAGCCAGAGUCUACCAAGAGGCAGCCUACUGUGACAUCUCAGGCUGUGAGACCAGGCUGCCCCUGUGCAUCAGCGGGGAAGGCGUCGGGCCCCAGGUGGAACUCAGCUGCGACCAGGUGCUCCUGCUCAACAGAGGAGUUCCUGAGGCUCCCUUCAGCGUGGUGUAUCCGGAGAGAGCUCUGGACUCCUGCUACGAGGUGGCUCUGCGUGGGGAGGCCUCAGGCAUCAGCUACCUCCUGGACACCACCGAGAUCGACUGCGGGCUGCAGGUGUUUAACAAAGUCACGGAAGCAGCAGUGGCCCUGCAGAACAGGGGGAAGCUGGGAUUUGCCUUUGUGGUGCUGAGCCCCGGCACAGGCACUGCAGCCAGCCCUCUGCCUGGCGUGCCCCUGGUCGUGCCCAGCAUGGGUUACGUUGAACCUGGCAAGCAGCAAGUGCUGAAAGUCUAUUACCUGCCAGGAGUGCCUGGAGUCUUCUGCAGGGCUUUCCAGAUCCAAGUGGGUCACCUGGAGCCAGAAAAAGUCUGCCUGAAAGGAGAAGGGACCUUUCCCAGGAUCCACUUGGACCUGCCCAGGAACAUCAAAGGCAACGCCAAAUAUGAGAAGAUCCUCCAAAAGGCCCAAGAAAAGCUGGACAAAGGCAGCCAGAGAGAUGAGGCCAUUGCUCUGGGGGAGGCUGUGGCAGCCGAGCCCCGCAUGGAUGACUCGGGCACCAUGAUCAGCUUUGAUAACUGGGCAGGGAGAGACACUGGAGUUCAUUUCUUUGGAGCUAUGAUCCUGCCUGAGAGAGCAGGAAGUGUCCCAGACACUGAGCAGUGA
This is a messenger RNA of Melopsittacus undulatus (budgerigar), 2130 nucleotides long. Its product is annotated as hydrocephalus-inducing protein homolog. The transcript is spliced from 15 exons. The record is from RefSeq and is a predicted model, not a curated record. The coding region runs from base 1 to 2130 and encodes 709 amino acids. Lineage: Eukaryota; Metazoa; Chordata; Aves; Psittaciformes; Psittaculidae. Gene Ontology annotation, biological process: cilium movement; axonemal central apparatus assembly. Gene Ontology annotation, cellular component: axoneme.